AUGGUUAUUGUUGGUGUCUGGAAGCGAAGGCUUGACUUUGAUGAUGAAAGCCGAAAAGAGCCAAAACGGGAAGCUCAAAGCGGUUCUGGUGGUACAUCUACAGCUGACUCCAGAAACGUGAAUAAUUCAAGAUACAACAGACACAAUGAGGAAAGUAGGCCUAGGGAAAGGUCUACGGGGGAAAGGGGUUCUGGUAAUGGCGGCAGCGACAGGGGAGGCUCUUCUGGAGGUCUUAACACUGCCGUGCAUCCUCUUCUUCGAGACCUAGCUUCUGUUCCUCAGGCAGCCAAACAAGGUCCUAAACGCCAGAGAAAACCACGAAGCAUAUUUGACCCUGCUUCGCUUAAUCCUUAUCUCAAUCAGGGAGACGUUUCUGGUCAAUCACAUAAGCCCAGACCGCUUCAGCUUAAUCCACAAGGGAAAUACGUUGCUCAGGGCGAACAACUACGAGAAAGACUAAAGAAGGAGAAGGAAGAGGAAGAGUACCAGCGCCAGCUUGCACUGAAGAAUCUUCUACCAGAUGAAAACCUCGGGGAACAGCUUUAUAAACCGCAGUGGCCGCCAUUGAUCGAGUCUUGGGAUAGACCUUACCUUCAAACACGGCUGUAUGAUGACUUUAAAGGUGAGUUUGUCUACGAUGAUGAAGAAGCGCCAGUUUCCAUUUACGUACAACAUCCUGUGCCCGUUCUGGUUCACAGACCGGAAGUAGAACUGGCAUUGCAUCUUACCAAGAAAGAACUCAAACGGAAGCGUCUUAAACUAUCCAAUUUAAUGAAUGUCCUCACCAACGAGGCAAUCAAAGACCCUACUGGUGUGGAGAUGAAAGUGAGAGAGCAAGUCGAGGAAAGACACAGGCAGCACAUGAAAGCCAACGAAGAAAGGCAAUUGACGCCAGAGCAGCGGCACGAAAAGACCAAAGAAAGGCACGAGCGGGACUUGGGCCGAGGCGUCUUCACCACCGUCUACCGAAUCGAUUCCCUUGAGAAUGGUCAGCACCAGUACAAGGUUGAUGUCAAUGCCAAACAAAUGGACCUCUACGGCAUGGUUCUCUACAACCCUCGGUUCAACUUGGUCAUUCUUUCACUCAUUACUUUAGGUAGCGUGGUUGCCAUUGCCUGCUGGCCUCAGCAGAAAAAGGCUAAGGAGGAGGUUAUCAAGCAAACCACCGAAGGCCCUAAGCCAGGCGACCAGGACGAAUUAUACGCGUUCCAGAAGAUCAUCAACGACUUCACCAAGGACGAGAAAUAA
Messenger RNA from Candidozyma haemuli, 1248 nucleotides. RefSeq names its product U4/U6-U5 snRNP complex subunit (gene PRP3). NCBI's taxonomy places the organism in Eukaryota, Fungi, Ascomycota, Pichiomycetes, Serinales, Metschnikowiaceae. The record is from RefSeq and is a predicted model, not a curated record. Bases 1 to 1248 code for a protein of 415 amino acids. The transcript is spliced from 5 exons. Gene Ontology annotation, cellular component: U4/U6 x U5 tri-snRNP complex. Gene Ontology annotation, biological process: mRNA splicing, via spliceosome.